Messenger RNA from Anoplophora glabripennis (Asian longhorned beetle), 819 nucleotides. RefSeq names its product band 7 protein AGAP004871-like. Lineage: Eukaryota; Metazoa; Arthropoda; Insecta; Coleoptera; Cerambycidae. The transcript has 7 exons. The record is from RefSeq and is a predicted model, not a curated record. The annotation marks the transcript as partial. Gene Ontology annotation, cellular component: plasma membrane.
GAAAUUACGUGGCUAAUACAAGCGCAACGGCGACGCGUGCACGUUGACAAUUUUCUCUGGCAAAACAAACCUUAUUAACGCAGCAGAUACCGAACCAAGUAAUUAUUACGAGUAUAUGUUCGACGAUUGUAAAUUUUCGGUAGAAUAACAAUUUGCUACGCUGGGCCUGCGACCUGUUAACAAAGUGGCGGGUUCUGAGGUCAAAGUAACUCCGGACAUGUCUACCGCUAUUACUAAUGGACACAAUACCAGUACGGAAGAUUUCACCAAACAUGUUUUUGGAGGAGCUAUAUCUGCAGAACCGGUGGUCGAAGAAAACAGAACCUGUGGAAAAAUAUUGACAGUUCUGUCAUGGAUUGUCGUAAUUUUAACAAUGCCUUUUUCAUUGAUGGUGUGCUUUAAGGUGGUUCAAGAAUAUGAGCGUGCUGUAAUAUUCCGUUUGGGUCGUCUUUUGUCCGGAGGGGCCAAAGGACCAGGGAUAUUCUUUAUACUGCCAUGCAUCGACGCUUACGCAAGAGUGGAUCUUCGAACUAGGACAUACGACAUCCCCCCGCAAGAGGUACUGACAAAGGACAGCGUGACCGUAUCCGUGGACGCAGUGGUCUACUAUCGGGUAUCGAAUGCCACCGUGUCGAUUGCCAACGUGGAAAAUGCUCAUCAUUCCACCCGUCUCCUUGCUCAAACGACUCUGCGUAAUAUAAUGGGCCAGCGACCACUUCACGAAAUACUUAGCGAACGUGAGAGCAUUUCCCAGCACAUGAAGGCACUCCUGGAUGAAGCGACGGAUUCCUGGGGCAUCAACGUGGAGCGCGUCGAGAU